Patella vulgata (common limpet) is the source of this 1960-nucleotide messenger RNA. Its product is annotated as organic cation transporter protein. Gene Ontology annotation, biological process: transmembrane transport. NCBI's taxonomy places the organism in Eukaryota, Metazoa, Mollusca, Gastropoda, Patellidae. The record is from RefSeq and is a predicted model, not a curated record. Gene Ontology annotation, molecular function: transmembrane transporter activity. The transcript is spliced from 10 exons. Bases 234 to 1931 code for a protein of 565 amino acids.
UCUCGCAACUGUAUAAGAAUUGAACCUCUUUUAAAACAAUGUAAUAGAAGUUCCAAAAUAGCUCUGCGUAGUUUGUUUUACGCCAAGCGUUCACAAAUUGAGUAACAAAAGUGAAUACGGAUUAUUUUAUGUGGACAUCUGAUCUGUGAAUGUUCUGCUAAAGCCAUAUUUUCGAGUUAAUGGGAUUUUAAACGUCAGUAUUAAGAACGACUUCAGGACUGAAAUACAGAAAGAUGUCAGUAAAGGCGACGGAAGUAGAUACGGUUCUCAAUGUAUUGGGAGGAAAGGGAUUAUAUCAACAUGUUCAUCAUCUCCUUAUCGUUUUAUGUUCCUUUUCAGCCGCUUUUCAACUGUUAGAUAUGAUAUUUAUUGGACGAAUUAUUCCCCAUCAAUGCUCUGCGCCUCCUAAUGGUACUGGUAUAACAAUAGCUGAAGUAGAAUUAUCAUCCAGUAAUUAUACAGUGGAAUACGGACAAUGUAAUAUUUAUAUUAAAUACAAUACCACUUCUUCCAUCAAUACAGAACACAAACUACCAUGUAUAUAUGGUAUGACCUACACAGAGAGAAAAGAUGCAUCAAUCGUUUCAGAGUUUGAUCUUGUUUGUGAACGUGGUGCGCUCGGCGAUUUACCGCAAACGCUGUUGAUAUUAGGGCAGGCCAUGGGUGCGCUGGUUCUACCGUUUUUCUCAGAUCGUUAUGGACGAAAGUCAACCAAUAUCAUCAGCCAUGUUGGUGUCAUGGUGAUCGGCGUUGCUACAGCUUUCUCUAACAGUUAUAUAACGUUUGCCAUACUUAGACUGUUAAUGGGAAUAGUACAACAGGGGAUAGUAUUGACCAUGGCUACAUACGCUAUAGAAGUGUACCCGACGGUAUAUAGAAGAUAUGUCGGAGUUAUCGGCACCUUUCUAUGGGGGAUCUGUGUUAUCGCCCUGACCCCGUUUGGCUAUUUUCUUCGGAUGGAAAGUUGGCGAACCCAACAACUGGCUUUCUGCUCCGUUUCACUCUACGUCAUUAUCCAAAUCAUCUUUCUAGAUGAGUCGUUCAGGUGGUUGAUAGCAAAUGGAAAAUAUGACAUCGCUCUCAAGAAUAUAAAGAAGGCGGCUAAAUGGAAUAAGAUUGAUGUCAAUAUGGUUGUAGAAAAAUUUAACGAGCUGAUAGGAAGGCAAACUGUAAUUAUUCCCGAGCCGGAGAAGGGGGACCAACUUCUUUUAAACGAGGAUGAAACGAAGCCAAUUGAGAAAAUCGAGAAAUAUAGUUUAUUAGAUAUUUUGAAGAGAAAGAAAUUGGCGCUAAAUACAGUUAUACUGUGGUAUCUAUGGUGUACGGCUGCUUUAUCAUAUUUUGGUUUGUUUUUUACGUCGUCUUCCCUGGCUGGCGAUAAAUAUCUCAACUUCUUCCUGAAUGCGUUAAUGGAAUUCCCACCGGGUCUUAUAUUCCUUUUGAUUAUUGAUAGAUAUGGUAGAAAGAAAACUCUAGCAACAUUUUAUGCUUUAUGUGGGACUGGUAUGAUUCUGGCUACAAUUAUCCGAGUUACAUCUGAUAGCUAUGCAGCAUCUAUAUGUAUAACUAUUUUAUCUUUGGUUGGUAAACUUGGAGCCGGUGGUGCUUUUUGUACCUGUUUCUUCUACACCCCUGAAAUAUUCCCCACCAAUUUAAGGAAUGUUGGACUGGGGUCAGCGUCCAUAGCGGCUCGAGUUGGUGGAAUGUUGGGGCCAUUCUCAAGGGUUUUAGCUCAACAUAUAUCAUGGGGCCCAGGAGCUAUAUUCGGUGGCUGUUGUCUGCUUGCCACUCUCUUGGUCACCAUUUUACCGGAAACUAGAGGGAAAGAACUCCCACAGACUAUGGCGGACGUGAAGCUUCUGUAUAAGAAGGUACCGGAUGGCUCGAUAUUAAAACUGAAGGAUGGAAAGACAAAGAUAUAUCAAUCAUGAUUUUAGAUCGUAGAUAAAAGAAUAAAAGC